UUUUUUGUUUUAUUUAGUUUGUUUUAUUAUUUUUUUAAUAUUUUUGCUUUUAAAAAUAAUAUUUUUUUGUAUUUUUUUUGGAGGAGUUAUUAAGGGAUUUUUGAAUAUUUAUGGCUUCUGCAUCAUCAGAAGCUCAGCGAACAAUACCUAAUAAUCAUCAGAGUUUGCCAGGUGUAGUUUCAAGACCGCUUACAGAAGAUGGACGUCCGUUGAAAUGUUAUAUUGGAAAUUUAAGUAAUCAAUGUCGUAUGUAUCAUCUCCGUGAGAAAUUUUCACCUUUUGGGACGAUUAUUAAUGUCGAAUUAAAGCCUAAUAUUGGAUGUGGUUUUGUGGAAUUUGUGGAUCCAGAAUCAUGUAUUAAAGCGUGUGAUGCACUCGAUGGAACAGAACUUUUUGGACAAACGUUGCGUGUUGAAACUCAGAAACAAGUUUAUGGAAUAAGAAAGAUAGUUACGGAGAAACUUGAAGGAUGUUUUAAUUGUGGGGCUAAGAAUCAUUGGGCUAAACAUUGUCCUAAGAUGCCACCUCCUGGAACGCCACAAAAUGUCUCUCCUCCAAGAUCAUCUAUGUUAUCUUCAGAAGCUUAUGGUUACUUAAAGCCUUAUAGCCAUAGUGUUAAUAAUUAUGAUUAUCCGCGAUAUUAUUCUGAAAAUUUACCUCACUAUCGGCAGCCAUGUUUAAAUGGGUAUAGAGAUCCUUAUUAUUAUGCACCAAGGGAUUAUAUUUUUCGAGAUCGUGAUACUCGAGAUUUAAGGAAUUUUCAAAAAUAUAGAAAUCGAGGUCAAUGGAAUCUGCCUUCUGCUGAAAAGAUUCCUGAAAAUGCAACUGUCAGUCAUAAGAGAUAUGCUAAUAGCGAGCCUUGGUUUAAUGAGUCUCAUCAACUAACAGCUCUUCCCAGAACUUCUCAAAUUUCUACAGAGUCUAAAUUUAAAGCAGAAAAAUCAUUAGAUGAAGACAAAGAUGCGAAGACUCAGUUAAGGAAUUCUACUCAUGCUGAGACUAUGUUGAAAACAUCUGAAAAAGAUUUCAUAUCUGAAAAAAAAUUAUCUAAUGAUCAAAAUCUUGCAACUUGCGAUUCCCCAACUCUAGCUAAGGAAACGCAAAUUAACGACUCUUUAGAAAAUAAGAAAGUGAUACCUUAUCGCUUAGAACGAAAAGAACGUGUUUCAUCUUCAUACUCCGAACCUCGAUAUAAUAAUUGCUAUAAUUGUCAGGAUCAUAUCCAUUCUGAAUCUUAUGAUCGGCCAUAUUUAUCAUCUAAAUAUCCAAAUAAUAACCCUCAUUAUGAUCAUCAUGUAAAUUAUACUAAUCGUCAUGCACUUUUUCGUAUGAGAUCUAAAUAUCCUGAUGGUUAUAGAUAUUGUUCAUAUUCAGAGCCUUAUCUGCCUUAUACGCCUUAUGAUUCUAAUUAUAGAAGUCGUAAAUCUUUGCAACAUUUAGAUUAUUCUUCUAAUUCAAGAAUGGAUUGUGCCCCGCUUAAUUAUUCUCAAGGUUAUCUGCGUAGAUGUUCACCGUUGCCAAAUUUAUAUUCACCAAAUCUAUACUCUCCAACUUAUAAUUAUGGUUAUUCUGAAUAUCGUUAAAAUAUGUCGUCAUUUAUUUAGUUAAUGAAGGAUAAUAAUUAGUUAUAUAUUUUU
Pneumocystis murina B123 is the source of this 1637-nucleotide messenger RNA. RefSeq lists its product as hypothetical. Gene Ontology annotation, cellular component: ribonucleoprotein complex; nucleus; cytoplasm. The transcript is spliced from 6 exons. The record is from RefSeq and is a predicted model, not a curated record. The coding region runs from base 111 to 1583 and encodes 490 amino acids. NCBI's taxonomy places the organism in Eukaryota, Fungi, Ascomycota, Pneumocystomycetes, Pneumocystales, Pneumocystaceae. Gene Ontology annotation, molecular function: mRNA binding; zinc ion binding.